UCCUGGACAGUUUGUCUCAGCAGCCCAGAUCCGGGGGCCCUCAGCCGCCGACGGAGGGCGUGGGGGGUUAGGGCAUUAACCCCUCCCCGCCUCUGCCUACAGCAGCCACUCUGCCUCUGCGCGGCGCUGCGAGGCGAACGCUGCCGGGAGCCAGGGCCACGCCAGCCGGGCUACCCUUUGGAGUGCACGGCUGCGCAGGGAGGGGACCCCGACUGGAGUUAAGUUUGCCAGGGCGCGACGCAGCUCAUUGCGGGCGGCAACAAGAUGAGGAGCGGGGCGCGCCGAGCCGGAGCUCUUCGAACGCAGCUGCGUCCUGCCUGAGCGAGGCUGCGGUUUCCGAGGCUCUCCCCAGGCAAGGCAAGGCUGCACAAAAAAGCCUGGAUUGCUCCCUGAACCUCCCCGGCAGCGGGUGACAGCUCGCGCCUCAGCCUCGCCCUCUAGCGCUCGUCCGGAGAAGAGCUCCCCGGGUUCCUGGCGCGGAGACAGAGCGGGUACCAUGGGGCCCACCAACAUCCCGCUGGUCAAGGCCCUCCGCAACUCGGUCUCUGACUAUGUCAACUACGAUAUCAUCGUGCGGCAUUACAAUUACACGGGGAAGCUGAACAUCAGCGCGGACAAGGAGAAUGGCAUUAAGCUGACCUCGGUGGUUUUCAUUCUCAUCUGCUGCUUCAUCAUCCUGGAGAACAUCUUUGUCUUGCUGACCAUUUGGAAAACCAAGAAAUUCCACCGCCCCAUGUACUACUUUAUUGGCAACCUGGCCCUCUCAGACCUGUUGGCGGGAGUGGCCUACACCGCCAACCUGCUCUUGUCGGGGGCCACCACCUACAAGCUGACGCCGGCGCAGUGGUUCCUGCGGGAAGGGAGUAUGUUUGUGGCGCUCUCUGCGUCGGUGUUCAGCCUGCUGGCCAUCGCCAUCGAGCGCUACAUCACCAUGCUGAAGAUGAAGCUGCACAACGGCAGCAACAGCUUCCGCUCCUUCCUGCUCAUCAGCGCCUGCUGGGUCAUCUCGCUCAUCCUGGGCGGCCUGCCCAUCAUGGGCUGGAACUGCAUCAGCACGCUGUCCAGCUGCUCCACCGUGCUGCCGCUCUACCACAAGCACUAUAUCCUCUUCUGCACCACCGUCUUCACCCUGCUCCUGCUCUCCAUCGUCAUCCUGUACUGCAGGAUCUACUCCCUGGUCAGGACUCGGAGCCGCCGGCUGACCUUCCGCAAGAACAUUUCCAAGGCCAGCCGCAGCUCGGAGAAGUCGCUGGCGCUGCUCAAGACCGUCAUCAUCGUCCUGAGCGUCUUCAUCGCCUGCUGGGCCCCGCUCUUCAUCCUGCUCCUGCUAGACGUGGGUUGCAGGGUGAAGACCUGCGACAUCCUCUUCAAAGCGGAGUACUUCCUGGUGUUGGCUGUGCUCAACUCCGGCACCAACCCCAUCAUUUACACGCUGACCAACAAGGAGAUGCGCCGGGCCUUCAUCCGGAUCAUGUCCUGCUGCCAGUGUCCCAGCGGAGACUCGGCCGGCAAGUUCAAGCGCCCCAUCAUUGCGGGCGUGGAAUUCAGCCGCAGUAAAUCGGACAACUCCUCCCACCCCCAGAAGGACGACGGGGACAACCCCGAGACCAUCAUGUCUUCUGGCAACGUCAACUCGUCCUCCUAAAACGGACAGCUGCCAACCCGUGGGAAGCACUGUUACAUGGUCGCCCACCACCCCGGUGUCGGGGGUGGGGGUAGAGGGCCUGUCUCUGGGCCUCGACUGUUGCCAGGGAGGAGCUGCUGCGAGCCAGAGGGAGGGAGGAGGGGGAAAACUGCAGCCUCGUGUUUGUGGUAGCAGUAGCUCCCCUGAACAAUGCACUGGGAAGGGUGGAGAUCGGGCCGGCCUGGAGUCUGUUUCCUCCCCACUGGAGCUUUGAUUUUGCACUGAGCCAAAGGUCUAGCAUUGUCAAGCUCCCGAAGGGUUCUUUUGGCCCCUCCUCAAAGACUAACGUCCCCAUGUGAAAGCGUCCGUCUGUCUGGAGCGUUGGAAAGAUGUGUUCUUUCACUUGAGUUCCAAAUUCGAGUGAGCGUGUGCACUUCUGCUUGUUUCGGGAUGCUCCGCACAUCCCUCCCUCCCUUCCCCUUCACGCCUCUCCUCCAACUCCUUUACUUUAUAUGUUAGCCUCCUGGUAUUGGCCAGAGCUGAGGCAGUGGCCCCAGGGCCAUUUGUUGAUGAUCUGUAGCAGGUAGGCUGUGUUGAGUAGGUAGGCAGGGAGUUGGUAUGGAGAUGUAAAGCAAUUUCACAUGCUGAGGCCAAAGUUUCCAUGUGAGCUGGAUCAGUUUUUUGGAAUUUGGUUGAAGUCACUUUGAUUCUUUAAAAAACAACGAGAAACAAAACCGUCUUUACAAUGAAAUGUUCCGGCAUCAUGUCCAUUGUGGCUGUAAUUCGCACGAAGAAGUCCACUUUCAAUGCUAUCAGCCAGGAGCCUUAGUGCUAUGGGAGAAACAAGCAAGCAAAACAAGGUGAAAACUGACUGGGAGUUAACUUUUGUAAACCAAGAGAGAUUUCUUAAUGACUUUGUCUAACAAAUACAACAGCUGUCUUUGGCACUUUUGUUGAUGUUUAUUUCAGAGUGUUACGUGAUUCAUUUUAACCAACAAGAUGGUUGUGUUUUGUUGUGUUAAAAGAACUUUUCAUGAUUUUUGAAUGUAUUUGUUUCAGCAGAUGUCUUUCUAUUGGAUUUUUCUAACCUGUGUUAACACCAUUGAAUGUGUAUUUCUUAAGAAAAUACCACCCUCUUGUGCCCUUGAAAGCAUUACCUUAACUGAUAGGGAACACCAGAACUUUUUCAGUACAGUUGUUCAUUAGAGAGUAAUUGAAGAUGUGUAUAAGUGUCACAAAGAAAGAAUAAAAAUAUAUUACUGUCUCUUUAGUUUGAUUUUCAGUGCAAUUAAACCAAGAAAUGUCUUUUUUAAAAAAAUAGUAUUUAAUAGGUUUCUGACUUUUGUGAAUCAUUUUGCACAUAGCUUUAUCGACUUUUAAACAUUAAUAAACUGAUGUUUUUUAAAGA
Lepus europaeus (European hare) is the source of this 3032-nucleotide messenger RNA. It is a transcript of the gene S1PR1, whose product is annotated as sphingosine-1-phosphate receptor 1. Gene Ontology annotation, cellular component: membrane. The transcript is spliced from 2 exons. Gene Ontology annotation, molecular function: sphingosine-1-phosphate receptor activity. The coding region runs from base 497 to 1645 and encodes 382 amino acids. Lineage: Eukaryota; Metazoa; Chordata; Mammalia; Lagomorpha; Leporidae. The record is from RefSeq and is a predicted model, not a curated record. Gene Ontology annotation, biological process: angiogenesis; sphingosine-1-phosphate receptor signaling pathway.